AUGGCUUCAUCAAGCAAUGCAAUGAAGAUUUUUGAGGAAGAAAAAAUUUCAACCUUCCUAGAGCAGCUGUCGGACGUCGACAUUCCUCUUGAGUCGUCUGACAGCGAAGAGGAAUGUGAUGUCCCAGAAAGAAGCGACGUGGACGCUCUAGGAGGGUAUUCCUCAGAUGAAGAAUGGGAGGAAGACAACGAACCAUCAACAAAUUCCACAUGCUCUCGUUCUGUCACCAGAACAACCUCUCCAUCAUCCUUUCCCUUUCCUAGAGCAAUCUGGCCCAAGAAUGUUCCUUCUUCUGACUCUCACCCUGUACAAUAUUUCAACCUCUUUUUCACUAUGUCUAUACUUUCCCUUAUGGUGACUGAAACAAACAGAUAUGCCCAGCAAGUGAUAAAUGGCAUGGGGGGGAAUGUUCCGGAAUAUCUCAAGAAGUGGAAAGAAGUAACUAUUAAAGAAAUGAAGGGGUUUUUGGCAUUCCUCCUGAAUAUGGGACUAAAUAAAAAAUCUAGCUACGCGAAAUACUUUUCCACUUCUGACUCCCAAUAUCAACCAUGGUUUGGGAAAAUGUUUACUCUACACCGCUUUUCUCACUUGCUACGAUUCUUUCAUCUCGUAGAUAAUACUAAGUUGCCUGGCCCUGGGGAAUUAGGUUAUGAUCCAAGUGCACGAUAUAAACUUUUGGAAGAUCAUGCGAAUAAGGUGUUCCGACAUCACUACACUCCUCACAAAGAAAUAUGCAUCGACGAGUCAAUGGUAGGUACCAAGUGCCAUACCGGCAUGCGUCAGUAUAUGAAACAAAAAAAACAUCAUCAAUGGGGGAUCAAACUUUGGGUGAUGUGCGACUCCACUUCGCACUACUGCCUGGGAUUUUUCACAUACAAAGGGGCCAAAUUCCAGGCCGAUGUGGACAAGUCCAUCGCCUCAAAGUUUGGUCAGCCAUAUACUGUUGUAUGUCGGCUAAUGGACAUGGGUGAUUAUUACAAUAAGGGCCACCAUUUAUUUGUUGAUAACUAUUUCAUGUCGGUGCCCCUUAUUCGCCACCUACAUUCCCAGGCAACUUACUGUACUGGGACUGUACGCAAGAACAGGAAACAAUUACCGCUACGAUUUAAAGAAAACUUUAAAGUAGGCCAGAUCUCUUAUUUCAGAUCUGGCCCUAUAUUGGCGUGUGGCUUCCGGGAUAAGAAAUCACAAAAACAAAGCAAACCGGUUCUUCUUUUAUCCAGCCAUGCACAAGCGCGUGAAGAUCAAAUUGUUAAGCGCGGGCAGCCGAUAUUAAGGCCAGAAAUUGUUUCAAGUUAUAAUAAAUUUAUGGGAGGGGUCGAUAUUCAUGAUUCAAUGUUGAUAGCAUACUUGGAUGAAAGGAGGUCCAAAAAAUAUUGGAAGAAAGUAGCGUUCAAUAUCAUAGCCAGGAUGUUAUUGAACGCUUACAUUCUUUACAAAGAAAAUUGUUCCGGAAGCCAAAGAAAAGCACUCUCUCACGUCGAUUUUAUCGUGGCGGUGAUUGAAAGAAAGCCUGGCGGGAGAAUGGAUGGAGGAGCGGAAAACUUCAUUUCCUGAAAAGCCCCGAGGACCAGCAGGGCUCAUAAAGCGUUCUAUAUCAUAGCCAGGAUGUUAUUGAACGCUUACAUUCUUUACAAAGAAAAUUGUUCCGGAAGCCAAAGAAAAGCACUCUCUCACGUCGAUUUUAUCGUGGCGGUGAUUGAAAGAAAGCUUGGCGGGAGAAUGGAUGGAGAAGCGGAAAACUUCAUUUCCUGAAAAGCCCCGAGGACCAGCAGGGCUCAUAAAGCUACCAGAUAAAUUGGCUUACAGGUGUGUCGUUUGUAGUUCCAAAAAUAAAAGGAAAACGACAACAAAGGCCUGCAAUAGGUGCAAAAAGGGUGUCCAUGCCAAUUGUCUAAUAAAACAUCGCUGCUAGCACAAAGGUACGUGCAUAAAUUGAUAUAAUUCUGUUUUAGCUUUAU
Centruroides sculpturatus (bark scorpion) is the source of this 1961-nucleotide messenger RNA. Its product is annotated as piggyBac transposable element-derived protein 4-like. The transcript has 2 exons. Bases 1 to 1557 code for a protein of 518 amino acids. The record is from RefSeq and is a predicted model, not a curated record. Lineage: Eukaryota; Metazoa; Arthropoda; Arachnida; Scorpiones; Buthidae.